UCCGCCGGAAGUAAGUGCCCGGGAGCCCCUCAGCCGCAGCGUGACUCGUGCGAGGAGUUCCUUUGAGGAGUGAGGCGGUCGGACCCCUGGCUGGGCCUUUCCUGAGGCGAGGCGAUGGCGCUGGAGUCCGGCGGCGGGCAGAGUGCGCUCCUGGCGGGCUUCCGGGCUCUGGGCCUCUACUCCAACCACUUGCCGCACGUGCUCCGCUUCCACCGCCGCCACCGCGAGUUCUACUUGGCCGUCGCAGUAGGAAGCAGCUUCCAUACUUACAACGUAAAGAAGCUGGGCAUAGUUGCUGUUAGCAAUGCUUUGCCAGAGAAUAUUACAUGUUUGGCAGCGGACAGAAUGUUGGUCUUUGCAUCCUGUGGUAGCCUCCUCCAUGCUUUUGCUCGCAACAAAGAGGUUGUUCAUACUUACAAAGGACACAAGGCAGAUGUUCAUCUUGUAAUGCCAUUUGGAGAUCAUGUAAUCUCUGUUGAUCGUGAUAAUGUUCUUAUCAUUUGGGAUGUGCAGUCAGAAGAAGAGUAUAUGCAGCUGAAUUUUGAUAAGACUGUGUUUGGAGUUUCUGCAGUUAUGCACCCGAGUACAUAUUUGAAUAAAAUUCUUCUUGGUAGUGAACAAGGAAGUCUACAGUUGUGGAAUAUAAAAUCCAACAAACUCUUGUAUACUUUUCCAGGGUGGGGUGAAGGAGUAACAGUCCUUCAACAGGCGCCAGCUGUGGAUGUUGUUGCUGUGGGCCUUGUGUCUGGUCACAUCAUAGUGCAUAAUAUUAAGUUUGAUGAAAUGCUGAUGAAAUUUCAACAAGAUUGGGGUCCCAUAACUGCAAUAUCAUUCCGUACAGAUGGGCAUCCAGUUAUGGCUGCUGGAAGUCCGGUUGGACAUAUUGGGUUGUGGGAUCUAGAAGAGAAAAAACUCCUGGGCCAGAUGAGAAAUGCCCAUUCCACAGCAGUUGCAGGCAUGUCCUUUGUCCAAGGAGAACCACUUCUCAUUACUAAUGGUGCAGAUAAUGCUAUAAGGGUGUGGAUCUUUGAUGGCCCUGGUGGAAAUGGGAGAUUGCUGAGAUGUCGAAUGGGGCACAGUGCCCCUCCAACGAAAAUUAGGUAUCAUGGGCAAAAUGGACAUCAAAUUCUUAGUGCCGGCCAAGACAGUACCUUGCAGUCGUUUUCCACUGUACAUGAAAGAUUCAAUAAAAAUUUAGGACGUGGUUCAAUAAAUAAAAAGAAAUCAAAAAAGCAAGGCCUUCUGUAUGACACGAUGGUCCUCCCACCUAUUACAACAUUUGCAUCAGAGGUAGCCCGUCAGAGUGAUUGGGAUGGGAUCAUUGCUUGCCAUCAAGGUUACGUAACAUGUACUUCUUGGAAUUACCAGAAAACUUCAAUGGGAAUCCACAAAUUAAAGCCAAAAGACUUCAGCAAACAUAAACCUCUUGGUGUUUAUGCAACAGCAGUUGAUAUCACAUCCUGUGGAAACUUUGCUGUAAUUGGACUUACAAUAGGACAAGUGGAUGUAUACAAUAUGCAGUCUGGCAUUCAUAGAGGAUGCUAUGGCAAAGAAAAAGCUCAUGAAAGUUCUAUUAGAGGAGUAGCAGUGGAUGGAUUAAACCAGUUGACAAUCACAGCAGGAAGUGAAGGAUUGAUUAAAUUCUGGAAAUUCAAGACCAAAGAACUUGUCCAUUCUACUAAUCUCUUCUCUUCACCCAGUAAAAUGUUGCUUCACAGAGACAGUGGCAUUCUGGGAAUCGCAAUGGAUGACUUUGGAAUCAUUGUUAUGGAUAUAGAAACAAGAAGAAUUGUGAGAAAGUUUUCUGGGCACCAACGACAGAUAAAUGACUUGACUUUCAGUCCUGAUGGUCGUUGGCUACUAACUGCAUCCAUGGACUGUACCAUUCGAACUUGGGAUCUACCUUCUGGAUGCCUCGUUGACUGUUUUCUUGUAGAUUGUGCACCAGUAAGCAUCACUAUGUCACCUACUGGAGAUUUUCUGGCUUCAUGCCAUGUAGAUGAUCUCGGAAUUUACCUAUGGUCUAAUCGUUCCUUGUAUUCACUUGUUUCCUUGCGUCCACUUCCAGCAGAUUAUGUGCCUUCAGUUGUAAUGCUUCCUGGAACUUGCCCAGCUCAAGAUGUGGAUGUCACAGAAGAGGAAGAAACAAGUGAUGAAAUGGUAGAAUAUGAUUCUCCAGAUCAGCUGGGGGAAGCCUUAGUGACCCUUUCUACAUUGCCAGAAUCUCGAUGGAAGAAUCUUCUCAACCUUGAUAUUAUAAAGCAAAAGAAUAAACCCAAAGAACCACCCAAAGUGCCAAAAUCUGCACCAUUCUUCAUCCCCACGAUUCCUGGUCUUGUACCAAGAUAUGCUUCUGUUGAACAUGAAAAUGAUGGACAGCAGUCAAAAAUAGUUAACCUUGGAGUAUUGGCACAGAAAUCUGAAUUCCACAUACAGCUUGAAGAAGCCCUGGUAAACAGCAACUAUAAUUCUCCUGUUAGUAUUCUGAAAGGCUUGGGACCAUCAAACAUUGAGACGGAGCUGCGAGGUUUGGCGCCUGAAGGCGGUGGGUCCAUUGAGGUGAUGCAGAGCUUUCUGAGAAUGAUUGAGGCCAUGCUGAACACCAAGUGCGACUUUGAAUUGGCACAAGCCUACCUUGCAUUGUUUCUUAAGUUGCACUUUAAAAUCCUCUCCUCAGAGCCAACUUUGCUGGCAGAAAUAUCAAGGCUGUCACCGCAGCUGGAAGAAACACGGAUCCAUUUACAGACUCUUUUCAACCAAAGCCUUUGCAUUUUGAAUUAUAUUAAAACAGCUGUGUUAUAAAAGUAUCUUUUGUUCUGUAAAAAAAACAAGACAUUGAAUUCCCAGUUUCUUAAAAAAAUGUGUCUAAUAAUGGAUGUUAUACAUCAGGUUUUAUAAAGUAAGCUGUACAAUAUGACUUCAAUAUAUUUUGUUUCCAAAUCUAAGUAUGACUGUGUUACCUUUACAAGUUUGUAAUGAUUGUUUUUGUCCUACAUUAAGCCAUAUUUAAUAUGAUGACACACACAACAUCAAAUAAUAAAUCUGGAUUGUAAUUUCUUAAAAA
Molecule: messenger RNA, 3064 nt
Organism: Anolis sagrei ordinatus
Lineage: Eukaryota; Metazoa; Chordata; Lepidosauria; Squamata; Anolidae
Gene: WDR36
Product: WD repeat domain 36
Biological process (GO): rRNA processing
Cellular component (GO): small-subunit processome; Pwp2p-containing subcomplex of 90S preribosome
Molecular function (GO): protein binding
Source: RefSeq, a predicted model, not a curated record